Messenger RNA from Pseudoliparis swirei, 3854 nucleotides. It is a transcript of the gene srpk1b, whose product is annotated as SRSF protein kinase 1b. Gene Ontology annotation, biological process: regulation of mRNA processing; protein phosphorylation; spliceosomal complex assembly. Bases 797 to 2989 code for a protein of 730 amino acids. NCBI's taxonomy places the organism in Eukaryota, Metazoa, Chordata, Actinopteri, Perciformes, Liparidae. The transcript is spliced from 15 exons. Gene Ontology annotation, molecular function: ATP binding; protein kinase activity. The record is from RefSeq and is a predicted model, not a curated record.
CGGGGUUAAAGGUGUGAACGUGGGAUUGUUAAUCUUUCUGAACACGGUCUCCUUCACUGAAUGUUUCCAUUAGUGUCAUUGCUCUUUGUAUUUCUACAUCCAUUUGAUGAGUCAGAACUAGAAGAGCACAGGUGAAACCAUCUCAUUAAAUAGGGAAACGGUCCGUCCGCUAGAAGUAGUCAUAAAUGAUGUUGUGUUCUGAUUAAUGACCCGGAUAAAGAAAAGUUCCACUGAGAUGACAUGCAACAGGUUUUAUGAGCUGUUUAUGAGUAUUUCAAAGGGGUCAGAAUUCCCUCUAAUAUGAAUUUGUUGUAAAACAUUUAGCGACCAACCAAACGGAGACUUCAUCCAUGUAAUUAACAACGUUGACUCAAAUGAAGCGUUCAUUUAAAGCUCAUUUAAAGCUUCCCAAAGGUAAGACUCUAUUGGAACGAGGCUGCUCCUCUAGCGGUGAUCAAGGGUCAGGACGCUGGUGGGCGGGGCUUGUGGACAGAACAACAAUAAUUAUAUUGUCACGGGUUGAGAUCGUCUGGAGGAGCAACAACUCCUGCAAAACGCGUGGAUGGUGUUUUGGUUGGGGGAGGAGGGGGGGGGGGGAGUCUGAUGCCGUCCCCUCACCUGCAUUGCAGUGCUGGGCUGCAUCAUCCAAUCAGGAGCCAGCUGUCAGGGAAGGGGGCGGGCCCAACGGCUGACGACAGCCAAGGAGAGUUCUCGGUCAGAUGUAGAGAGAAAAGAGAGAGAGAGUGUUGGAGAAGUGAGCGAGCUCCAGGUCUCAGUGUUCAGCCUGCAGCCCCACAUGUCUCUCCUCCUCCUCCCUCUCCUCUCUGCACCAGUCUUCCCACCCACCUCCUCCUCCUCUUUCAUCUCUGAUCUUCAGUUGUCAGCGCUGAUUACUCUCUCCUCCUCUUAUUCCUCCUUCACUCUUCACCUCCCAUCCUCUCCUUCACCUCCGUUUGGUCCGGCGGAUGGAGUGAGAAGGUUUUCUUUUACAUCUUCUCUCUCUUGUCCUGCUCCCUCAAUCACGUCCCAUGGGCAUCCGUGCAUCUGCCAGGUUGUCUUGAGAGCUCCAGGUGUUCAGAAGUCCUGCUGGUUGUCAGAGGGCAUUGAGCGGCCGGUCCGAUGGCCGGGUUCCGCAGUGAGGACGGACGCUCGUGACAGACCAGAACCUCACGGCCGUCGGGGCGCCUCUCAGCCGGGCCAGGCGGACUCUCCGGUGCCGGAGCAGGACGAGGAGAUCCUGGGCUCCGAUGACGACGAGCAGGAGGACCCCAACGACUACUGCAGGGGUGGAUACCACCACGUGAAGAUCGGAGAUCUGUUCCACGGGAGAUACCAUGUGAUCCGGAAGCUGGGCUGGGGGCACUUCUCCACCGUGUGGCUGGCCUGGGACAUCCAGGAGAAGCGCUUCGUGGCCAUGAAGGUGGUGAAGAGCGCUGAACAUUACACGGAGACGGCUCUGGACGAGAUCAAGCUGCUCAAAUCUGUGAGGAACACGGACCCCAGUGACCCCAGCAGAGAGAAGGUGGUGCAGCUUCUGGACGACUUCAAGAUCUCCGGAAUGAACGGAACUCACGUGUGCAUGGUGUUCGAGGUUCUGGGUUAUCACCUCCUGAAGUGGAUCAUCAAGUCCAACUACCAGGGUCUGCCCCUCCCCUGCGUGAAGAGCAUCAUACAACAGGUCCUCCAGGGGUUGGACUACCUCCACACAAAGUGUAAGAUCAUCCACACGGACAUCAAGCCGGAGAACAUCCUGCUGACCGUCAACGAGCCCUACGUCAAGAAGAUGGCCGCCGAAGCCACCCAGUGGCAGAAGACUGGCGCUGCGCCUCCCUCUGGCUCUGCAGUGAGCACAGCGCCGGCUCCCAAACCAGUGGCCAAGAUGUCCAAGAACAAAAAGAAGAAGCUGAGGAAGAAGCAGAAGAAGCAGGCGGAGAUGCUGGAGAAGAGGAUCCAGGAGAUGGAGGGAGGAGGGGAAGGGGAGGAGGAGGAGGAUGAGGAAGAUGAGGAGACGACGACGACAGAAACCGCCGAGGACGCGACCUCGCCGGCCGCGCCGCAGGACCGCCACAUGGAGGCCGAGGAGCGAGGGGAGGGCGGCGCCCUGAACGGCGUGGAGGCGAAAUGCAACGGCCACGCCGCCAGGCCGGAGGUACGGGGGACCACGGAGGAGCAGGAGGAGGAGCAGAAAGAGGAGGAGGAGGAGGAGGAGGAGGAGGAGAAGGAGAAGCAGCAACGCAAGGCCAACCCACCAGAGACCCGGGACCCCCUGAGUCACAUGGAAGACCACCAGACCUGUAACGGCACACCGGGGGAUGCAGACCUGCUCCCAGACCCGGUCCCUGAGGAGGAGGAGGAGAAAAAGGAGGAAGAGGAGGAGAAGAAGGAGGAGAUGGACACACAAGGGGAGACCAAAAGAGGAGAAGAGGAGGAUGAAGAUGGAGCAUCAGGCAACAUGCUGGUGAACCCUCUGGAGCCUCUGAACGCCGACAAGCUGCAGGUGAAGAUCGCUGACCUGGGCAACGCCUGCUGGGUGAACAAACAUUUCACGGACGACAUCCAGACGCGUCAGUACCGUUCUCUGGAGGUUCUGACGGGGACCGGCUACAGCACCCCGGCAGACAUCUGGAGCACCGCCUGCAUGGCCUUCGAGCUCGCCACCGGGGAUUACCUGUUUGAGCCCCACUCUGGAGAAGACUACUCCAGGGAUGAAGAUCACAUAGCGCUGAUCAUCGAGCUGCUGGGGAAAGUUCCUCGGAAGCUGAUCUUGGCAGGAAAAUACUCUAAAGAGUUCUUCACCAAGAAAGGCGACCUCCGUCACAUCACCAAGCUGAAGCCGUGGGGCCUGAUGGACGUGUUGAUGGAGAAGUACGAGUGGUCCAAGGAGGAGGCGCACACCUUCAGCACCUUCCUGCUGCCCAUGCUGGACCUGGUGCCCGAGCGCCGCGCCACGGCGGCCCAGUGCCUCACCCACGCCUGGCUCACCUGCUAGAGGUCACCUGGAGAGGUCACCUUCACCUCACGAGGGUGAAGGGGAGUGUCUGCAGGACCCUGAGGCCGCUCCUCUUCAUCAACACAGUAACAGACUGUUGGAUCUCACUGGAGAUGAACUGGUGGUCUUCUGGCUGCACGGGACGCGUCGGCCUCUCGACCUCUCGGCCUCUCGGCCUCUCGGCCUCUCGACCUCUCCUCUGACUCCAGCUCGUUCUCUGCAGCACAUUAUUGUAUUUUUAGCUCUAGAUGACUGAAGGUCAGAUUAAAGGACGUCGACAGGGGGAAGACACGCGGAUGAUUGCAUCAUGAAGCUCCUCAUGAUCUCCUCAUGAUCUCCUCAUGAAGCUCCUCCUCAUGAUCUCCUCCUCAUGAUCUCCUCAUGAAGCUCCUCCUCAUGAUCUCCUCCUCGUGGGCAACGAGCUCCUCAGUGAGAUGAUAAACGUUAAGUUAGCUUCAUCAAAGCUUUUGUACAUUUGUGAAGCGGCACCACGACAUCCCACUCUGUUCUCUAAGAAGCACUUCAACACGAUGAAGAGCAUCCUCUUCAUCACAUGAACAGCCAGACGAGCUUCCAGCUGUUCUUCACACCUCUGGACCUGGAGGACCUCGAGGUCUGGAGGACCAGGAGGACCUCGAGGUCUGGAGGACCAGGAGGACCUCGAGGUCUGGAGGACCAGGAGGACCUCGAGGUCUGGAGGACCAGGAGGACCUCGAGGUCUGGAGGACCAGGAGGACCUCGAGGUCUGAGGGUCUGGAGGUCUGGACAUCGCUGUCGUUCCUCUUUUCUCUCUUUUCUACUUCGUCGCUUCAUUUGAAAAGUUGUUUUCUGUAGCUCAUAAAAAUAAACAUUUUUCCAAAUUUGA